Molecule: messenger RNA, 634 nt
Organism: Aedes albopictus (Asian tiger mosquito)
Lineage: Eukaryota; Metazoa; Arthropoda; Insecta; Diptera; Culicidae
Exons: 5
Coding region: 36-491 (151 amino acids)
Biological process (GO): oxygen transport; response to hypoxia
Molecular function (GO): oxygen carrier activity; oxygen binding; heme binding
Source: RefSeq, a predicted model, not a curated record
CAAUCGAUUGGCAUUUAUCGGCUACUGAAAGUGAAAUGGCUGAUACUGAGCUCAGUACUGGGAUAACGCCGGAUCAAAGGCACGUUCUAGUUGAUGCUUGGAAACUGGUUAAACCAAAUAUUGUUACUCAUGGUACCAACAUAUUUGUGAAAUUCUUUGAAAAGAAUCCCGAAUACUUGGGAUAUUUUGACUUUUCGAUGGAUUAUGAAGCGAAAGAGUUGAAGGACAACAGAUCUCUACAUGCCCAUGCUUUGAACGUCAUGAACUUCUUCGGAGCAAUUAUUGAUUAUGGGUUGGACAACCCAAUUAUGUACAAAAGCAGCAUUUCAAAAAUGGUGAUUAAUCACAAGAGACACGGGGUUUCCAAACCGGAUGUGGCGAUCGUUUGUGCUAUAAUCAAGGACUACGUAUUGCAAACUCUGGGUCGCUCUGACGAGUUGGAUGAUGCAUUUACAGCCCUGCUGAACGGUAUUACCGACGCAUUCGACUAAUUCUAUUUCAAGUGCAGAGCGGCAGCUCGUACUUAUGGGUAACCAUAUAGGCUAGUAUGAAUUCACGGCAUAGGUCAAUCCAUUUACCGUGUUCGAAUCAGACGAGCUACCGGUGGAGUACAAUCGAUGAAUUGUAUCACAGA